CACACCGUAACGUAGCUUCUCUCUACUCUCCUCUUCUCUUUUUCUUAUUUUCCAAUUCAUUUCCUUUUCCUGUGCUUCCUCCGUUUUCCUCUGUUCUAUCACCCCUUCUCUCGGCACCCCAAAACCAACACAGAUCCAAAACUACGCCAAAACCCUAGAUUCGUUCGUUCCGACUUCUCCUACUCCUGACCCAAAAGCCCUGAGCCCUCAACUUCACUCUCUACUGCAAUCCCCAUCUCCUGUUCUUUCUCUCCCUCUUGUUCGAUGCAGAAAGUAAGAUUCCGACGCUGUUUUCACCCUCCGAUCUGAUCCAAACUAGAAAAGAUCCCAUUUUUUACCUUCUUUUUUGUAUUUUAACUGGAAAUGGGUGCCAUAACGUCGUCAAUGGCGGCGAAGUUUGCCUUCUUCCCGCCGAAUCCUCCGUCGUAUAAGCUCGUCGUCGAUGAACAUGCCGGGAAAUUGAUGAUUUCGGACGUUCCGCAACGAGAAAACGUUGAUGUAUUGAAACUCUGUACAAAGAGAGGAAACGAGAUAAUUGCGAUGUAUGUGAAGAACCCGUCGGCAUCUCUGACCUUGUUGUACUCUCAUGGCAACGCUGCCGAUUUAGGGCAGAUGUAUGAGCUCUUUACGGAGCUUAGUCUUCAUCUGCGUGUAAACUUGAUGGGGUACGAUUAUUCUGGGUAUGGGCAGUCUUCUGGAAAGCCAAGCGAGCAGAACACCUAUGCCGAUCUAGAGGCUGCUUAUGGAUGUCUUGAAGAGAAAUAUGGAGCCAAGGAGGAAGACAUUAUCUUAUAUGGUCAGUCAGUCGGUAGUGGCCCUACUGUGGAUUUGGCGGCCCGUUUGCCUCGGCUGAGAGCAGUGAUUCUCCACAGUCCGAUCAUGUCUGGCCUUAGAGUCAUGUAUCCAGUGAAAAGAACAUACUGGUUUGACAUAUAUAAGAAUAUUGAUAAAAUUCCUUUGGUUAACUGCCCAGUUCUCAUAAUCCAUGGAACUGCAGAUGAAGUUGUAGAUUGCUCCCAUGGUAAACAGCUUUGGGAGCUUUGUAAGUUGAAGUAUGAACCACUAUGGCUUAAAGGAGGGAACCACUGUAACCUGGAACUUUACCCAGAGUACUUAAGGCAUCUCAAGAAGUUCAUACUAGCCAUUGAGAAAACGCCGCAUCUCAGCAAUGGAUGUCAACAAAGCAUAGAUCAGUCAGAGGCUCCUCGGAGCAGUAUGGACCACAGAGAGAAGUCCAGACCAAGCAUAGACCAGAGAGAGAAGCCUAGGUCCAGUGUUGACCAAAGAGAGAAGUCUAGACCAAGCAUAGAUCGGAGAGAAAAGUCAAGAAUCAGCACAGAUAGGAGAGAAAAAUCAAGAAAGAGCGUGGAUCGCCCUGAUAAGGCAAGGAACAGCAUUGACCAGCCAGAGAAAGCAAGAAACAGCAUUGAUCGCUUUGGAGAUGUGAUGAGAUCGGUCAGACUGUGCAAUAUCCAUUGUUUCAAGCACACAGCAUCAGGGAUCUGAGGAAUCAAAGGUUAGUGCUUGAAAUCAGGUUGUAUCUCCGUGUUCCUUUUUUCUUAUUUGAUUGGUCAAGUGGGAUGCUUGGGUGAUAGCAACAGCCGCUCUAUCUCUCUUUCUUCCAUGUGCUAGAGAAAUAAUAGGCAGGUUUUGUAUUUCAAUUUAUCAUUUGUCCAUAGUAAUAAAUCUAAGCAGACAUCUACGUUUAUCAA
Messenger RNA from Nelumbo nucifera (sacred lotus), 1712 nucleotides. RefSeq lists its product as uncharacterized. The record is from RefSeq and is a predicted model, not a curated record. Lineage: Eukaryota; Viridiplantae; Streptophyta; Magnoliopsida; Proteales; Nelumbonaceae.